AUGUCGGACAAUCGAAAAAAAUCCCGACGUCGGCGAUCUGUCGAUGAAGCACCUGAAUUAACACCAAUUGAAAAAUCUAUUGCUAAACAUCUUCGGUUUCAAUGUCCAACUAAAAAAGGUAUGUUAAUGGGUAUGCAAGUUGUUUAUUUUAAUGGACCAAAAGCAGUUGAAUGUCUUACUGAAUCGAAAUGGUCAUCAAUAAGUACCAAAGCAUUAGCUGGUCAAACAACUACUGAUAGUAAACAUCCCGUUUGCUUUUCAUCUAAACAUGAUGCUGUUCAAAUGCUUCGUAAAUUUUUGGAUAAUGAGAUGUUUCGUCGAGUUGUUAAAGUAUAUAAAGAAGAUAAAUCUACUUCAGAACAAACAUCAUCGAAUAUUACCGGUGAUACAUCUCAAUCUAAUACACCUCGUGCUGUACGACAACGUAAAACAAAAGCAACUGCAAACGCAGAAUCAACACCAAAAGAAGAUGAUAAUUCAAAAGAAAAAGAAAAAGCAAAAAAGAAAAAAUUUAAAUUUGAAUUACAUGAUGAUCAAUUAUUUGUUGAUAAUAUAAAUGAAUUUUAUGUUUGGAUUUAUUCUCCAACAACAAUUAAACAAUAUAUUAUGGGUGCUUUACUUGUCAUUGGUUGUAUUGGUGUUUGUCUUUUUCCAUUAUGGCCUGCUGAAGUACGCACUGGAGUGUAUUAUUUAUCAAUGGUACUCGCUAGUUUACUUGGUUUAUUAUUAUCAUUGGCUGUUUUUAAAUAUAUUUUGUUUGCCGGUGUUUGGCUAUUAACAUUAGGUAAAAUAAGAUUCUGGUUAUUACCUAAUUUAACUGAAGAUGUGGGAUUUUUUGAUUCAUUUGUUCCCUUAUAUAUACUGAAUGCAGAAACAAAGAAAAAAUCUAGUAAAAUUAAUAAUGAAAAACAAGAAAAUAAUAAUGAAAAAGAUGAAAUAGAAAAAUCUUCAAAUAAAAAAGAAAACCUCAAUGAAGAAAAGAAAAAAACAAUUGAAUCUAAUACUGUUGAACAAGCUGAAAGUGAACAUGAUGAUGAUGAUAAAGAAAAAUCAACAAGUCGAUCAAGUUCAAUAGAUGAAACUGAAGAUGGAAAUAAACCACAGAAAUCAUCCGAUGAAGAUUUUGAAGUACUCUCCAAAGAUGAAUUAGAAACGAAAUAA
Messenger RNA from Adineta steineri, 1161 nucleotides. NCBI's taxonomy places the organism in Eukaryota, Metazoa, Rotifera, Eurotatoria, Adinetida, Adinetidae. The record is from the annotation of a GenBank genome assembly.